Theobroma cacao (cacao) is the source of this 3117-nucleotide messenger RNA. The record is from RefSeq and is a predicted model, not a curated record. Lineage: Eukaryota; Viridiplantae; Streptophyta; Magnoliopsida; Malvales; Malvaceae.
UUCCUUUCUUUGUUUAGCUUUUGCUUUUGCUUUGUCUCCCAGAGCUAAAACUAACCCAAGCUUUGUAUUCUUGCUCCAGUUGUAUCUUUUCCUUUCCUUCUCUUUCCCACUCUAAACCAGGUGCUCUGCGUUUGUGUGUGUGUGUGUUUAUAAAGGAGUUCAGUUUCAUGCUAGGCAGUGUGGUCUUUGAUGAUCAUAUUUAUGAAUAUGAUUGUUUUUUUGUCUUAAAUACAAUUAAAACGUAGUUUUCUUUUCUGGGUUUCAGUUGUUUUGGUUUAAUCUAAGCAAAUGCUCUGCGUUCGUUAAAAUUAGCGUGAUAUUGAUUAUUGAAUUGCCUGAAAACUGUGUAGAGUAGUGAACGCUUUUUAAUGAUGGUGCAAAUGAGAAAGCAAAGCUUAUUACACUAACCAAACAAACCAUUUAUAAAAUUGUUAACAAAGUUUUCUCCUUUUAACAGUUUUGAUAACUAAAUUUUGUGUGCUCUGUUUCCUUUGCUGCUCGGUUAUCUUUUAGUUUAUUUUCAUAUUGGGUUAUUGAUUUUGACACAAUCUUUAAAUUUUGAAUAUCAGGAAUUCAUGAGUUUGGACAGUCAAUGACUGCAGUUGAGUUGUUGGGUUUGAGGGUUUUAUAGGAAGAAAUGAUUCUUUCAGCUCUUUUAACUUCUGUUGGGAUCAAUCUUGGUCUUUGCUUCUUGUUUUUUGCACUAUAUUCUAUUUUGAGGAACCAGCCAGGUAACAUCACAGUUUAUUCGCCUCUCUUGUUUAAUGAAAGAAAAGCUCAGCAGCAGGAUGAAUUCAACUUGGAAAGAUUGCUACCAUCUCCUGGUUGGGUGAAAAGGGCAUGGCAGCCCUCUGAAGACGAAUUAUUGUCAAUAACAGGCUUGGAUGCUGUUGUGUUUAUGCGCGUGUUUAUCUUCUGUGUGAGAGUGUUUACCUUUGCCUGUAUCAUUGGAAUCUUUAUUCUUCUGCCAAUUAACUUUUUGGGGAACCAGUUAGCAGAUGAUUUUUCUGAUUUGCCAAAGAAAUCUCUGGAAUCUUUCAGUAUUUCAAAUGUCGAUGAUGGUUCAAACAGGUUAUGGAUUCACUUUUGUGCUGCCUAUGUUUUCACUGGAGUUGUCUGCUAUCUCCUUUAUUGUGAGUAUAACUAUAUUUCAUUGAAAAGAAUUGCCUACUUCUAUUCUUCCAAACGUCAGCCACAUCAGUUUACAAUAUUAGUUCGUGGUAUUCCUGCCCCAACUGGGAGCAGCUUCAGUCAAACUGUUGAGAACUUUUUUACUGAGUAUCAUCCUUCAACUUAUCUUUCACACACAGUGGUUCGUCGAACAAGCAAGAUUCAAAGUCUUAUUAAUGAUGCAGAAAAGCUAUAUAGAAAGCUUGGUAAUUUAAAAGCUAGAAACUCUCAACAAAGGUUUAUGCGUGAUGGAUUUUUGGGACUCUUUGGUCAAAAAGUUGAUAUUGUAGACCACUAUGAGAAGAAGCUGGAAGAUAUAGAAGACAAUGUGAGACUAGAACGAUCGUCAUUGGCAGCAGAGGAAGUUCCUGCAGCUUUUGUGUCAUUUAAGUCAAGGUUUGGUACUGCAAUAGCUUUGCACAUCCAGCAAGGGAUUGAUCCCACGGAGUGGGUUACUGAGCGAGCUCCUGAGCCCAAAGAUGUUUACUGGCCUUUCUUUUCUGCAUCAUUUAUGAAAAGAGGGAUCUUCAAGAUAGCAGUGGUUGUUGCAUAUAUUGCUCUUACAAUUCUAUUUCUUAUUCCAGUUGUAGUAGUGCAAGGUCUCACUCAUCUAGAUCAGCUGGAGACUUGGCUCCCCUUUCUAAAAGGCCUACUGAGUUUGACUUUCGUUAGUGAUUUGGUUACCGGAUAUCUUCCAAGUCUCAUUCUUCAAUUGUUCCUAUCUGUUGUGCCACCUAUUAUGAUACUCUUCUCGUCUAUGCAAGGAUAUAUAUCCCACAGUCAAAUACAGAAAAGUGCAUGUACAAAGCUGCUGUGGUUUACUGUGUGGAACAUUUUCUUUGCAAAUGUACUAUCAGGAUCAGCUCUUUAUCUGGUCAAUGUCUUCCUUGAGCCCAAGAAAAUUCCCAGCGUGCUAGCUGAAGCUGUUCCAGCACAGGCAUCAUUCUUCAUUGCCUAUGUUGUGACGUCUGGAUGGACCAGUCUAUCUUCAGAACUUUUUCGCCUGUUUCCUCUUCUUUGCAGUUUCAUGAAAAGACUAUUUGUGGGGAAAGACAAUGAUGAUGAUUUUGAGGUUCCUCAAAUGCCUUACCAUAGUGAAAUUCCCAGGGUUCUCUUCUUUGAAAUUCUUGGUGUUACUUACUUCUUCCUUGCUCCACUAAUUCUGCCAUUCCUCUUGGUUUAUUAUUGCCUAGGAUACAUCAUCUAUCGCAACCAGUUCUUGAAUGUAUAUGCGUCCAAGUUCGAAACUGGUGGGAAGUUUUGGCCAAUUGUGCACAAUUCAACAAUUUUUUCCUUAGUGCUGAUGCAUAUUAUUGCGAUUGGAAUAUUUGGGCUUAAGAAACUUCCUCUAGCGUCCAGUUUAUCUAUCCCUCUUCCAGUUCUCACCCUUAUAUUCAAUGAAUACUGCCAAAAGAGAUUCCGGCCUAUUUUCAAGGCUUAUCCUACUGAGUGUUUGAUAAAGAAAGAUAGAGAAGACCAGAAUGAUCCAACCAUGACUGAAUUUCUUGAAAAAUUAGCCACUGCAUAUCAGGAUCCAGCUUUGAUGCCAGUCCAAAAUUCAAGAAGUGCUGAUGGGCGCAGCUCUCCCCUUCUUUGUGCUGUUGAAGUUUAAAGUCAGUAAUUUUCCUCUUUGUGGUGCUUAGGUAUUAAGCAGGCAUGCUAAACUUCAACAAUAUACAAACUCGUAAUAGUUUGUAAUGCUAAUGAAACAAAAUUUCUUCUGUCCAUAAACUGAUAAACAUGCCCAGUCUGUAUGUUGUAAGUUAAAUCAUGAUAACCCAGUUAAUGAGUGGGAGCAUGACAGCUUUAUAUUUCUGACCAAGAUGUUCUUCACUUCUGUAUCACUAGAAUAGUAGAAUUUCUCCCCCAUCAACUUCUAUUUGUAGUUUCUGGUGUGGCUACGGCUACAUUAAUAUAUGGCUUACAUUCAGCAUUGACUUGAGGCUA